Molecule: messenger RNA, 2385 nt
Organism: Medioppia subpectinata
Lineage: Eukaryota; Metazoa; Arthropoda; Arachnida; Sarcoptiformes; Oppiidae
Source: the annotation of a GenBank genome assembly
CGGGGUUUGAGAGUGGAUUGUGGAGUGCGUUGAGUGUAUGUAUGGCUGUGUUUGUUGUGAAGUGUUUUGCAUUGCAUUUCACGUAUUAGUCGUCAAAACGCUAUUCAAUACAAUCUCUUGUCUCUCAUUAUAUAAUUAAUCGACACUUUGAGUGAAAAUCUGGUCUUUAUUUUGGUUUUAAUGUAAAUAUUUAUCGCAAUAUUUAUUGUGAACUCAAUUCAGUGUUGGAUUGGAUUUGCAUUUCAUUCAAAACAUCCAUUCAUUGAUUAAUGCGUUAAUCCAUAGACUCUGUUGUAUUGGCCGUCAAAAUAUGAUCACAUAAAUAGACUCUCGUUUUUGCUGGCAUUUUAUCGCUUAUAUACACUGUUGAAGAAAAUAAACGCAAGAAUUGAAUCGUUUUAAUAAUAAUAACUCAAUAAAUAGAUUUGUGGUUUCAUUAAAUUGUCGUUUAGUGUAAUUACAAACCCAUUAAUUGAACAUUGAUUGCGAAGACGAUAAGUAAAACUGGAAAAUCCAACCCAUUGUCUGAUCGCAUGUCUGUGCGAGUGGUGUGACUGCUUUAGUGAGAAACGAUGUCUUCGGGAUUGAAUUUCCAGCCGUUGCCGACCGUAUUUAUGGUCAUCGAUAACAAUCCCAUCGAUGAAUUGAAACGAUUUCAUGCACUUCUCAAUUCACACGCCAACACAGAUAUGUUCACAAACGACACGACCUGUGCUCUCAACUGUUCAGGACAUGGAGACUGCUAUAACGGCACAUGUUUUUGUGAGGUAGAAUAUAGUGGCGGCGCCUGUAAUGACCCGAACCUUAGAUAUUACAUCGCCUUUUCCACUGUCUUCUACAUGAUAUGUGCCGUUUCCUUCAUUCAAUUGAUUUUAUGCAUAAAUUCCGAAUUCUCUCGACUCAAACCGCGAUCUUUUAUACGAGCGCUAAGAAUAACGACACAAAAAGCUCUCUAUUUCUUCAUAUGUCUGGCGACAGCCAUCAGAGGUUUCUACUUCUCUUCGCCCACCAAUGGAGGCAUUCUAUGGGCCGAUAGUCUGAUGAGUGCUUACUAUCCGGUCCUUCUCAGCGGUUCCUCAUUAGUCGUAUGUUUUUGGGCUGAACUUUUCCAUUUGCAUGAUGUGAGUGUCGAGAGGCCGACAUUUCUGAGCAAAUCCUUCACCGGAUUCAUACUCUUCAAUGUCGUCACGUAUUCACUAUUGAUGGCUGAGUUAGUGCUCCUCAUGUUCACCGAUCCCACCGCUACUGAUAAGGUUAGGGGAGCUUUCAUUCAAGAAGAGUCUAUACCGCAAGAUCUCUCACAACUACAACAGUCCCGUCUCGGCCUCAUAUCACAGGCCGUACUCUUAUUAAUAACUGUUUUAUUUAUGUUUUCCGAAGUUUUGGGCGGUUUUUGGAAAGACAAAGUCCCGGUUUUGAGUCGAAACUAUCACCAAAUAAUGUUCCGAGUGGUGGAACUGGGAGUCGCCCUAUGGUUCCCGUGCGUCCUCUGGAACUGCAUUCGACCCGAAAGGCUAUGGAUUCUAAAUCCGCGACGAAUUCUUAAGCGCGAGGCUUCGCGAGAGUUCCGAUUGACUCACAUUAGGGAAGCCGAAGCACUGGUCUAUUCGCCGACCAAUUCGGUGACAAUACUUCGCUCGGAUCAGUCGGCGUCGACGCGAUCUCUGCCCGAGUGUUGGAUCUGUUACGACACGGAUAAGAAGGACUGCGGGCCACUGAUCCAGCCGUGCGGUUGCAAAGGGGAUGUGUCGGCCGUACAUCACGAUUGUCUCCGCAAGUGGUUAAUGGAGUCCUACUCUAACCCGGAGAACGUUCGCUGCAAAGUGUGCAACGAGUUGUACGAAGUGGAGAGAGGGGUCGUAUGGCUUCCGUCGGGCCUCACAAUCACCCAUUGGUUCAAAACGGCGGCAAUCAUUUCCAUCAUGUGUAGCGCUGCGGCCGGUACUUGUCUUGUGAUCAAGAUCUUCGAGCACAUGUACGUCAAGACCAUUAGCGUCGGCUGCGCUAUACUUGUAGAGUACGUCUGCUUGAGAUUUUUAGGCUUCAAUAUGAUAUCCGCUUAUCAAAGAGCAAAGUUCUCUGCCAUCAAAAUAAUUGGCCAAAAGAUUUCAUGCGGUGUUAACACACAUCCAAUGAUGAAUACCGUGAGCCAAACGAUUCCAACCCAUCAGUUGUGCACCUCUUGUGUGACGAAAAGGGAUUCAGUGGACGAGAGUUACACUUGUGAUGCCAACGACGCUGUCAUAGAGCCGGUUGUGACCGAAAAGAGUGAUAAACAAAUGGAGUGUCCGAUUGAAUACAAAGACUAAUCACUAAAUGCUUUCCAAAUAUACAUUUCACGAUUGAAAUGACAACUGAUAUACGAAACGGUCUGUUGGGCUCAAC